CCCCUUCCAUUCCAGCAUACUCUGCUCCUCACUUCACUGUACUUCGUUAAACCCUUGACACUCUUUCUGGAAUAACUAGUCGCAAGGCUGAACGAAUAUGGCUUCAAGCAGUCUGCAUCCUCCAAGUCAUAGACGGCAGCCUCCCAGCAACCGUGCUCCAGAGACAUGUCCCGAUUGCGGUCACCAAUUUGCUCGCCUUUAUGAGCUCAGACGUCAUCAGACGCCGACCAUCAAAUGUCCCAGCCAUGACUGCCAGCAGCGUUAUCGUGUCGAUAAGAGAAGUGGCUUCAUAAAUCAUAUUGAAACUUCCCAUGCUGGGCAGCUCGAUACUAUGCUAUGUGUGAGGUAUUUUGAAGCAAUAAAGUCGGCCUUGUUUCCUAUUCCCGGCGCCUGUGUUAAGCGAGAUGGAGCAUCACGAAGAGCGAGCACAAUAACGAUUGGUCCGCCAUCAGCAUGGCUCUCAGGAGAGUCGACAACAACUGAGAUACCUAUCUCGCCAUUGACAAAUGGUAUGGGGGGGAUGGAAGGCUCUCACACGACACAUUUUGGAUCAGGCAUGAUGCAGCAACAGCCCUCUGACCAGGGCUUCUUGCAUGCAUUUCCACAUAUUGAUGACAUCAACAUGCCUUUUGAUAUCCAUCUAUUGUGGGGAGACUUCUCAGAUCACCAUGGUGGAUCCGGUGGCAUGGUGUGACUACACAUGGACAUUGCGGAGCUCAUCAUGAUUUGUCGCUUUUGGCAAAUGAAUGUAAACGUCAUGAAUUACAUUAAACGAUAACAUCAUUACUGG
Messenger RNA from Talaromyces proteolyticus, 790 nucleotides. RefSeq lists its product as uncharacterized. The transcript is spliced from 2 exons. The record is from RefSeq and is a predicted model, not a curated record. Bases 98 to 694 code for a protein of 198 amino acids. Lineage: Eukaryota; Fungi; Ascomycota; Eurotiomycetes; Eurotiales; Trichocomaceae.